GCCCCGGCGUCACCCCCGAAACUUCUCGGUUUCAUCGCGGGACCCAGGCACGGGUCCCCGCUGGCGUUUGCGCGUAGCCGAGGGUGGCUGAAAGCCGCACAGGCCCGGGGUGACGAUGGCUCCCUCGGGGUUGGCCUGAUUCUCCCUCGCUCCUCCCUUCAGUGACCCGCGUGCCCGACCAUGGGGCUGCAGAGCCGGGAAACCUGGGCCCAGCGCCUGGGCGCCUUCCGGGCCAGCCCGGCCGCCUUCAUGGCAGCUCCCGAGGGUGAGGAGCUGGGUCGGGAACUGCUGAGCGACCUGAGGAGUGAGAAGCUGAACGAACAGACCAAGGUUUCCUUGCUGGCCCUGAGCUUGGAGUACCCAGCCCAGCUGUGGCCGGAUGCCCCUGGAGCUGAGGCAGCUGCCACCUCCUUUUUGGACACCCUGGUCCUUCUACCCCCUCGGCCGUCAGCUCUGCGGCAGCCCCUGUUGCUGGCAGCAACCACAGCCCUGGUGGCAGGAGGUGUGCUCGGCCCCACCUCCGGAGCCUCCCUCCGGCUCCUGCCCCUGCUGCUUGGCUUGGCUUCUGGUGGCGAUCUGGGGCGAGGCUUUGUCCCUUCCUCAGAGCAGCGACCCCUGCAGGCCACCGCGUUCGAGUGCCUGCGGGAGCUGGAGAGCUGCAAGCCUGGGCUGCUGGCGGGCUGCCUGGGGCUACUGCGGGGCCUGCUGGGGCAGGAGGGCCUGGUGGCCCCUGUCCAGCCAGUCAGCCUGCUGCUGACACUUGCCCUGCGCAACACCUUGGUGAUACAAGCUAGGGCCAAGGCCAGCCUGCAGGGCCUGCUCACAGUCAGGACCUCUCCCACUGGGGGUGGCCCCUGGAACUGGACACUAGCCCAAGAGGGCGAUGCCCACCUUCAGCCCCAAGCGCCUAGUUGGCCAGCAGCAGAGGAGGAAUGUGGCCUUUCAGCUCUAGAGCCUAGUCCUGAGGAGGCCCGGGAGCUGCGGGCUGCAGUGGCCCAGCUUCUGGACACUUCGUACCUGCUCACGCCUGUGGCCCAGGCUCAGGUUCUGUGGCUGCUGGGCUGGGCCCUGCGAGGUCUGCGGGGACAGCCACCAGUGCUCUUCAAACCACAGUUGGUCCGGCUGCUGGGCACAGCACAGCUGACAUUGCUGCACGCUGUCCUGGCUCUGAAGGCAGCCUUCGGCGAGGCGCUGUUCACAGCCCAGGAUGAGGCCUUGCUGCUCCGCCGGCUCACCGUGGCCGCGCAGCACCCAGCCCUGCCCCUGCCCGCCCAUCUCUUCUACCUGCACUGCCUCCUGAGCUUCCCGGAGAACUGCCCACUGGGGCCCGCAGGCGAGGAGGCCGCCCCGCUGCUGCUAGAGCCCCAGCUGUGCCGUGGCCUCCUGCCCAGUCUCCUUCACGACCCCAUGGCCCUGCUGGCCCGCCUGCAUCUGCUGUGCCUGCUCUGUGCUGACGACAAAGAAGAGGAGAAGGGCCAGGGCCAGAGCCCCCGGUGCUACUUGGGGGAGCUUCUGGCCGGACUGCGGCAGAGGGCGGCCCUUAGUGGGGGCCCCCGGGCCUUGACUACUCUCUGCUUCCAGGCCUCAUACCUGGUUGCUCACUGCCUGGCCGGGCAACCUACAGUGCUGACACCCUUGACCCACGGAUUGGCCCAGCUCUACCGAGCCCGGCCUGCUCUGGCCCCCCAUUUUGUUGACCUUCUGGAUCAGGUGGGCCCUGAGCUUGGGGAGCCCCUGAGGGUGGCGUUGCAACAAGAGGUGGUGUCCAGGCCAGGUAGGGAUGAGGCCCUUCGUUGGCACCUGCAGAUGCUGGCAAAGGUGGCAGACAGGGAUGCCCAGAGUGCUACCCUCAGCUUCCUGCAGGCUGCAGCUGCCCACUGCACAGACUGGGGCCUCCAGCAGGCCUUGCUUCAGGUCUGCCGGGCCCUGCUGCGGACAGGCGUUGGGGGAGGCCUGGCAGACUUGCUGCAGACAUUGGCCAGGCAGCUGGAGGACCCUGAUGGACGGGACCGUGCCCGCCUCUACUACAUCCUCUUGGGCCAUCUGUCGGAGCCUAAGCUGGGGGUGGCCCUGGGCCCCUCGCUUGCUGUGCCUGCAUUGGCCUCUUCACUGGUGGCGGAGAACCAGGGCUUUGCCACAGCACUGAUGGUGCAGGAGGCCCCGGCCCCGGUUCGGCUGAGCGUGGGGCCCGAAAGGGGCGAGGGCCCAGUCCCAGUGCUGCAGCUCCAGGUGGAGGUGCUGGAGCCAGUGUACUCUCUGGAGCUGCGCUUCCGAGCGGAAGGACAACUCUGUGCACCUCUAGGGGCUGUCCACGUGCCCUGCCUAUGCCCCGGCCGCCCCGCCCACCCUCUGCUCUUGCCCCUGCAGCCCCGGCGCCCAGCCCCCACACAGCUGGAUAUCCAGGCUCUUUACACCAAACCCACUGGUCUCACAUGCUAUGCCCACCUGCCACCCCUGCCUGUGAAAUUCGCUGACCUCUUCCUGCCUUUCCCGAAGCCCCCUGAAGGGGCCCGGCUGGGCUUCUUUGAGGAGCUCUGGGACUCCUGCCUUCCAAAGGGCACUGAGAGUCGCCUGUGGUGCCCUCUUGGGCCACAAGGUCUGAAGGCCUUGGUGUCCCGCCAUCUAGAGCCCUUUGUGAUGGUGGCCCAGCCCCCCACUAGCUAUCACAUAGCCAUCUGCCUGCCCCCAGACUCAAAGCUGCUGCUGCGGCUGGAGGCAGCCCAGGCGGAUGGAGUGCCUGUGGUCCUGCGGACCGAUGACUGGACUGUGCUGCCCCUGGUGGGGGACUACCUCCGCGGGCUGUCAACUGCUGUCUGAGCCCAGGGCCAGCUGGGAACAGGACUGUGGCCCUUGUAGGGUCUUGUCUAAGAGAGGCGGCUAAAGAAAAGGACUCAGUCUUGUGGCUCCUUUAUUUAAAAACACGUUCACCAA
This is a messenger RNA of Miniopterus natalensis, 2931 nucleotides long. The record is from RefSeq and is a predicted model, not a curated record. Lineage: Eukaryota; Metazoa; Chordata; Mammalia; Chiroptera; Miniopteridae.